Messenger RNA from Microtus ochrogaster (prairie vole), 1469 nucleotides. It is a transcript of the gene Osgep, whose product is annotated as O-sialoglycoprotein endopeptidase. Gene Ontology annotation, biological process: tRNA threonylcarbamoyladenosine modification. Gene Ontology annotation, cellular component: EKC/KEOPS complex; cytoplasm. The record is from RefSeq and is a predicted model, not a curated record. NCBI's taxonomy places the organism in Eukaryota, Metazoa, Chordata, Mammalia, Rodentia, Cricetidae.
UCACUUCUGGCGCCCGCAGGCCCCGGGGCUGUUCGCGGUGGUGCCGGUUCCGACUAGUCCCACACCGGGGAUCCCGCGUCGGCCACCAUGCCCGCCGUGCUGGGGUUCGAAGGCAGCGCCAACAAGAUCGGCGUGGGCGUGGUGCGCGACGGCACGGUGCUGGCGAACCCGCGGCGCACUUACGUCACGGCCCCGGGCACGGGAUUCCUUCCAGGCGACACAGCCAGGCACCAUCGAGCAGUUAUCCUAGACCUGCUGCAAGAGGCACUGACGGAGGCUGGGCUAACCUCCCAGGACAUCGACUGCAUCGCUUACACCAAAGGUCCUGGUAUGGGGGCCCCGCUGGCUUCUGUAGCUGUUGUGGCCCGCACUGUGGCCCAGCUGUGGAAUAAGCCCUUGCUGGGUGUGAACCACUGCAUAGGCCACAUUGAAAUGGGCCGCCUCGUCACUGGAGCCAUGAACCCAACUGUGUUGUAUGUCAGCGGAGGAAAUACUCAGGUGAUUUCCUACUCAGAACAUCGUUACCGCAUCUUUGGGGAAACUAUUGAUAUUGCUGUGGGAAACUGCCUGGAUCGUUUUGCUCGCGUGCUGAAGAUUUCCAAUGACCCAAGUCCAGGCUACAACAUCGAGCAGAUGGCAAAGCGCGGCAAGAAGCUAGUUGAGCUGCCAUACACUGUGAAGGGGAUGGAUGUCUCAUUCUCGGGGAUUCUGUCUUUCAUUGAGGAUGCAGCGCAGAGAAUGCUGGCCACUGGGGAAUGUACUCCUGAAGACCUGUGUUUCUCCUUACAGGAAACGGUGUUCGCAAUGCUAGUGGAGAUCACGGAGCGAGCCAUGGCACACUGUGGCUCCAAGGAGGCCCUCAUCGUAGGAGGAGUUGGAUGUAACACGAGGCUGCAGGAGAUGAUGGCGGCCAUGUGCCAGGAGCGGGGAGCCCGGCUCUUUGCAACAGAUGAAAGAUUCUGCAUUGACAAUGGAGCCAUGAUAGCCCAAGCAGGUUGGGAGAUGUUUCAGGCUGGACAUAGGACCCCUCUCACAGAGUCUGGAAUCACACAGAGACCUGAGCCCAUACCUCAAGCCCGGGCCUUGCAGGGACCUCAUGUGCUGUGAGCCACCAGCCAGGCUGAGUUCUCAUCUGCCUGUCACACAGCAGACCUAUCAAAUCCCUGGCCUAAGGCAAUCGGGAAACAGCUCCUGGAACUGCUCUCCUGAGUUUUCUGCAUCCUGAUCCAACCCCUAAAGAGCCUACCUUGGAGAGAGGGAAAGCCCACCCUGAGCUGCUGCCUCAUGCAGUUGGGUUGAUACCUAGGUGACCUGACUCAGCAGCAAAGGCCCUUUUGCAACAAACUCAACAACCUGGAUUUGAUCCCUGGGACCCCCAGGUAGAAGAGAGAACAGAUUCCUGCAAGUCGUUCUCCCCUGUGUGGGCUGUGGCAUGUGCACACCCCUUCCCCCUGCAAUAAACGUGAUAA